Molecule: messenger RNA, 3225 nt
Organism: Triticum aestivum (bread wheat)
Lineage: Eukaryota; Viridiplantae; Streptophyta; Magnoliopsida; Poales; Poaceae
Product: DNA-directed RNA polymerase III subunit 2
Exons: 34
Coding region: 1-3225 (1074 amino acids)
Biological process (GO): DNA-templated transcription
Molecular function (GO): DNA binding; ribonucleoside binding; DNA-directed RNA polymerase activity
Source: RefSeq, a predicted model, not a curated record
AUGGAUGAUGACAUGGAGGAGGCUGAGGACCCUCUCCAGUAUAUCAAUACCGGCUAUGACAACGAAACAAGAGGCCUCGUGAAGGAGCAAAUUCGUUCCUUCAACUAUUUCGUCACCAAAAAAAUGCAGAAGAUUGUGAUGGCAAAUAACCGCAUCGUAGCACCCCAAGACCCGUCCAUCUAUCUUAGGCAUGCAGCUAUCCACUUGUUUACAGUCACUAUUUUCUUUUUCACUGAUAUUUUGACACCGCAAUUCUGCCGUCUUAAUGCUCGCACUUAUGCUGCCCCCAUAAGGGUUGAUGUUGAAUACACUGCCUAUUUACGGGAUAAAACGCUGACGCUACGGGAGGAAAGUGCCACCAUUGGGUACAUGCCUAUUAUGCUCAGAAGCUGUUCUUGUGUUCUGAAUGGGAAGGAUGAAGAUGAACUAGCAAGAUAUGGCGAGUGCCCUCUUGAUCCUGGCGGCUACUUCAUUGUGAAAGGAAAUGAGAAGGUCAUUCUUAUACAAGAAGAAUUACCAAAGAAUCAUAUUAUUAUUAUGACCGAUCGUAAAGGAAGGGUGACUGCGUCGGUUAUGAGCAGUGCAGAUGGAAUAAAAAGCAAGACUCUAGUUGUCAUGGACAACAAAAAGAUCUAUCUAGAUUCGAAUCAAUUCACUAAGCUGAUUCCUAUAAUUGUUGUUUUGAAAGCAAUGGGAAUGGAAAGUGACCAAGAGGUUGUACAAAUGCUUGGACGAGAUCCAAGAUAUGGGGACUUACUAUUUUUAUCUAUUCAGGAAUGUGCCUCUGAGGGAAUAUAUACACAACAACAAGCUCUUCAGUACAUGGAUGGCAAGAUGAAGUAUCCGCAUCAAACAACUAUGAAAGUAUUAACUGAAAGUUCAUAUUUUCUCUUAAUUUUUAUGUAUGGUUCAGUAAAUGUCCUACAUAAUCAUUUCCUGGCGCAUGUGCCGGUCAAGAAUGGGAACUUGCGAGCAAAGAGCAUAUACACUGGUGUAAUAUUAAGGCGCAUGAUGGACGCAGUCUUGAAUGCUGACACUUUUGAUGACAAGGGUCGGUGGCAUCGGUCUCUUGAAAUUGAAUUGGAGGUCUUGGGCUCCCCCGAGGGUGAAGUUCAUCUUGCUGGCAUGCCAGGACUGCUGCUGGACAGCAGCAAGGCUCGCCAGGAGGGGCCUGCCGCACUCCCUGUGCUGUGUGCUUUGCGACCAAGCGGGGAGACCAUGUGCCACAUCUUGACUGGCUGCUCCUUGCGCUCCCUGUGGCACAAUGAUUAUUUAGGAAAUAAGAGGCUGCAACUGUCUGGUGAACUAGUAUCCCUGCUCUUCGAGGAUCUGUUCAAAAGAAUGAAUUUGUUGGCUAUGGAUAUUAUGGGCAAAACUAUGAGCAACAAUACAAGUGAAGAUCGUGACGGAGUCCUGAAUUUUAAGCAGAUAAUAGAGAGGGCUUCUAACAUAACCUCUGGUAUGGAGUUGGCCAUUAACACAGGAAAUUGGAACACAGGACAAUUUGGUAUGAGUAGAAAAGGUGUAUCACAGUGUUAUACUUUAGGUGUGGAAGAUUUAUCAAUUUUAUCUGCAGAAGAAGUUCAUGCAUCAGACUCAUUUCUGAUCAUGUUCAAUGGAUCAAUACUGGGGAAACAUAGGCAACCUCAGAGAUUUGCUGAUAAUAUGAGAAAACUGCGUCGGUUAAGCUCAUCUUGGGACUUUGUAAGCAUUUUUGUUAAUCAGAAGCAGCGUUGCAUUCACAUUGCCUCUGAUGGCGGUCGCGUUUGUCGUCCACUUUUAAUCGCUGAUUUGGGAAUAUCAAGGGUCCAAGACCAUCAUAUGCAGGAACUGAGGGCUGGUCAACUCUCAUUUGACGAUUUUCUGCGUUUUGGGUUGAUUGAAUAUCUUGAUGUCAAUGAAGAGAACAAUGCAUUGUGUGCAAUGGGUAAGCAAGCAAUGGGAAAUAUUGCGUAUAAUCAGGUGGGAUAUGAUAAGCUUGGGGCUGGGCAGAAUGCAACUGUUGCUGUCAUGAGUGAUAGUGGAUAUGAUAUUAAAGAUGCAAUUGUAUUCAAUAAAUCAUCCCUUGAUCGAGGUUUUGGUCGUUGCAUAAGAAUGAAAAGGUACACGGUGGCAAUGCAGAAGUAUGGGAAUAAUAGGUCAGAAAAGAAUGUUAAACCAGAGAGAGAUAAAGAUGAUAUUUUGAAGAAGCAGAAUAUGCAGGUUUUGGAUAAAGAUGGAUACGCCAAGCCAGGUCUAAUAAUCCGCGAUGGUGAUAUCUAUGUGAACAAGAAAACUCCCAAGAAUACUGCAAAAAGUCCUGGUGUUACAUCAACCGACAGGGACUAUGAAGACUACCCAGCUAUUUACAAAGGUGAUGAUGAUGAGACAACUGUAGUUGAUCGUGUAAUACUUUCCUCAGAUAGUAAUGACAACUUGACCAUCAAGUGUAUUAUCCGUCACACUAGGAGGCCAGAGGUCGGUGACAAAUUUAGUAGCAGACAUGGACAGAAAGGUGUUUGUGGUACCAUUCUUCAGCAGGAAGACUUCUCCUUCUCUGAGAGAGGAAUAUGCCCUGAUUUAGUUAUGAAUCCCCAUGGAUUUCCAAGUGGUAUGACGGUAGGACAAAUGCUUGAACUUCUUGGCGGAAAGGCUGGUGCAUCAUGUGAGCAAUUUUAUUAUGGCAGUGCAUUUGGUGAACCAAGUGGUAAUGCUAAUAAAGUUGAAGACAUGAGCUAUACUCUUGUCAAGCACGGCUUCAACUAUCAUGGAAAAGAUUUAUUGUACUCAGGCACUUUAGGCCACCCUCUUCAGGCAUAUAUCUUCAUGGGGCCAAUCUACUACCAGAAAUUGAAGCACAUGGUUCUUGAUAAGAUGCAUGCUCGAGCUUCUGGACCACGAGUUGCAUUGACCAGGCAACCUACUGGAGGGCCAAACAGCAAUGGAGGCCUGCGUCUUGGUGAGAUGGAGCGUGAUUGUUUAAUUGCGCAUGGUGCUAGUAUGGUGAUAUUUGAACGUCUAUUACUGUCGAGUGACCCAUAUCAAGUGCAGAAAAUGUGGUUUGUUAGGCUACUACAACCACAGACUCAAAACCUCCUUCUGUUCAUUUUGCAAAAGUGGAGAAAAUAUGCAGCAACUGAUGAUGCCCUAUGCCUGCAAGCUAUUGUUUCAGGAACUGACAGCGAUGAACAUCGUUCCAAGGUUAAAGCUAACCGAAGGAUAACUUGUAACGCAGUGCACAGAUGA